UAUGAGUUACGUGCAGGGGAUACCGCACAGAUACUUGCCAUGUUGGGAGAAGCAGGAGUACAUAUACUUUGUGUUGCACCUUCCCAAAGAGCGCCACUGGGUGGCAGUUGAGGUGGAUAUCGAGAACUGGGAGAUCAUUGUAUAUGAUUCUGAUAUCGGUGCCACCGUUGAGGCAGCCAUGGAGUCAUAUUUGAAGCCUUAUAGCGAGCUCUUUGCAAAUCUAAUUCGAGAUAGCGGUUAUUUCCAAUACAACAAUUAUGUACAUCCGGUGGAGUUGGGCGAUCUCAGUCAGCUCCUACCCCUCCAUUAUAGACGAGCUACCUCGGAGGUUGUACCACAAACGAAGAGCAGUGGCAAUUGUGGAAUGUAUGCCAUGGAGCACAUUGAGCACUUGAUGCUGGAUCGGUCGUUGGAGCAUGUGCAUGAUGAUAACAUGCUCACCUUUAGACAUAGGUGGUGUGUGGACCUAUUUUACCAGAACUUAACGUGGUAGUUUUUUGUAGGUUUUUGCAAUGUUAAUCUUGUACACAUAAACUCCCCUUUUGUAAUUGUAUUAUAAUCUCACCAAAAUUAUAUAUAACAAGUAAAUUUAAAGC
Messenger RNA from Cannabis sativa, 596 nucleotides. RefSeq lists its product as uncharacterized. Gene Ontology annotation, biological process: proteolysis. Gene Ontology annotation, molecular function: cysteine-type peptidase activity. Lineage: Eukaryota; Viridiplantae; Streptophyta; Magnoliopsida; Rosales; Cannabaceae. Bases 2 to 493 code for a protein of 163 amino acids. The record is from RefSeq and is a predicted model, not a curated record. The transcript has 2 exons.